Adineta steineri is the source of this 315-nucleotide messenger RNA. NCBI's taxonomy places the organism in Eukaryota, Metazoa, Rotifera, Eurotatoria, Adinetida, Adinetidae. The record is from the annotation of a GenBank genome assembly.
AUGGGAAUCGCACUAAAAGCCAUGUCGGCGUAUUCUGAUAAGAAACUUCAUUGUGAAGGUCGUGCUUGUGCAAAAUGUGGCCAUUGUCGUGAUUGGUGUUGGUGUCCAGAUGGUGAUAAGAAGGUUUAUAAAAAGCGUAAUGAUGCUAAAUGUUUUUAUCAGUAUGGUGGUUAUCCUUAUCAUCUUGGUGGGUAUGAUCAUUAUUUUUAUGAUGAUUAUUUUGGUAUUUCUUCUGGUGAUGAUGAUUAUGAUCGUUAUUGUUCUUCUCGUAUUGGAAAUGGUCCUUUAUGUGAGUGUGAGGACAAUCGUUUCUAA